Messenger RNA from Paramecium primaurelia, 2415 nucleotides. The record is from the annotation of a GenBank genome assembly. Lineage: Eukaryota; Ciliophora; Oligohymenophorea; Peniculida; Parameciidae.
AUGGAACCAUAAAUCAAAGAAUUUGUAAGUACAUUACUUAAAACUUAAAUUACUGACAAUCUAACAAUCUCAGACAAAGAGAAAAAAUUAAAUCAUUAAACUGGACUUAUGUAUAUAACAUAUAUCAAUUUUUUAUAGAUGUUUUCUUUAAGGUUAUUGUCUUGAAAUUGGAUUUUAAGUUUAACCUAAUAUGUAAUAAGCAAUAUCUCACUAUCUAUAUGGUAUUAAAUACUAUGCUGAUCCCUUAUGUGCACAUCAAUUAGAGCAAUAUUAUAAUAAAAAUAAGAAUAAGAUCUUGGCAUCUUUGUAAAUAAUAAUUGUUAUGAAAUUUUAGUUGUAAAUGUCUUUAUUAUUUACUUAUUGAUUUGGUUUAUGAAAUCAAACAUUAAAACAAAAAGGUUGAAUGUGAAAAAUACAAUGAAGCUUUAUAAGAAUUAGCACCUACUCCAGAUAUACCUUUAAAUCAAUUAAGCAACUUUCUAUAGGCACUUUAUCUUUUCAGAGAAAAUGAAUCAUAACAACAUUAUGAUUCUCUUUUAUAAAAUUAUGAAUAAAUGGGUGCUAAAAUACAUGCUUAUCCUAUUCUUAUCAAAUAAUUCACUUAAUAAACAAAGAAUCCUGAUAAAUUUCCAGAUAUCAUUUAUAAAUAAUGUUAAUUGGUAAAUCCAGAACCUUUCUUAAAUCAGGUAUGUAUUCAAUAUUAACAAUAAGAUAGUGUUUAUAUAAUAUUUCCCUUUAUGGGAUGAUUGAUGGUUCACAUUUAAACUCUAUACGUUAAAUAGUUUUCGAAUUGAGUUUUCUUCAUAGACCAUAACCUUAUGCUGAAGUGAUUGAAUAAUUAUAUACAAGAUAAACUCAAUAUGUAAUUCAUAGAAUAUUAAUAUUCUAAAAACGAGCUAAAGUAUUAAAGGAUCAUGAAUUAUCAGAAGAAGAUAUCAAAUUUAUUGACUCUUAAAAUUCAUUGAUUAGUCUAUAUAUGUUAGGUAGAAGACAAAAAGAUAAAUCAAAGAAUUGUUUAUUGUGUAAGUCAAAAGAACUACUUAAAAAUCCAUGGCCAGAAAGCCCAUAUAUUAUGUUUGUUUAUAUGUUCUAUUAAGCUAAGUUGGAAUUACAUCAUCAAACCCAUGAUGGAUAUACAAAAUUACUUGAUUAAAAUUUAUUUGAAGAAUGUAAACAAUAUUAUGAUAGAAAUGUUUUAAAUUUUAAGUAAGUUAGGACAUUAUAAUUUUAUUCAAUUCGAAGAAGAUUAGAUAAAUAAAGAGAUAAGAUAACAUUUAAAAACAAAUAGAUUUAAGCAAUUUUUGAUUAGAAGAAAGUACAAUAAUUGGAUCUUUCUAGAGGCAACUUUUAAGUAUUAUAAUAAAGUCAAAUUGAAUUGAGAAGAUCAUUCGUAAAUUAAUCUCCAGAAAAGAAGGGUAUAGAUGCAAUUAAAUAAACUUAAAGUAUUUAUGUUAAUAGUGGAAAUAAAAGAGUAAAUUUCGAUAGAACAAUUUAAGGACCUUAAAUUUUACCAUAAUUAGAAGAAAAACAAAUGUAGAAAUCAAGAUUUAUUGAUUUAGAGAAUAAAAUUAGAUAUACUAAAUUAAAUUUGAUAUCAUUUGAAGAUAUCUCUGAAGUUUAAUUUAUUAGUAAAAGUAAUCGAGAUGGAUAAUUAAGUUUAGGAAAAUAUUAAGGAUAAGUUAUAUCUAUAAAAACAUUGGCUUAUAUGAAUUAUGAUCAGAUUAAUUAAUAUUUUAAAUUUAUUAAAAAGUUUACUAAUUUAGAACAUUAAAAUAUUAGAACUAUAAUUGGAUAUAAUAUAGAUGAUCUUUAAGAAUAAGAUUUAAGUGGAUAGAUACGUAUCAUAACAUAUAAAUAUGAUUAUAAUUUAAGAACUUUCUUAUAAAAAAAUAAGAUUUCAACAAAAGAGAAAUGGCAUAUAGCAGUUUAAAUUAUAGAUGCUAUUUAUUAUUUACAUUAACAUGAAGUAAUCUUUUGUAAUUUACAUCCUAAUAAUAUACUUAUUGAUGGAGAAACACAUUUACCUUUGCUUAUUGAUUUUGAUCUAUAAUUUGAUAGAGAAUAUUUAGAUAUAAAAUAUAUGGCUAAAUAAGUUAUUGAAGAAGAAAUGCCAUUAUUUACUGAUAAGACUGACAUAUAUUCAAUAGGAUGCAUAUUACUAUAUUUAUUUUUUGGUUGUGAAUUUCAAUUUCAAUAAUCAUAGUAUUUUUAUUUAUAUAUUUUAUUAGUCAUUCCACAACUCUUACUCUAGAAGCUUUCCAAACUUUGAAUCCUCAUUAAUCCACAAAUGUUGAUUUUCUAAUACCUCCUGGUUCAGAGGCUUUAUAAGAAAGAGCAAGAGUAAUAACAUUAAAGUGUUUAAAUGGUGAAAUUGAAUUAUUAGAUCUGCUUCAACAUUUUUAUGAUUAUGUUUGA